Topomyia yanbarensis is the source of this 619-nucleotide messenger RNA. RefSeq names its product late histone H2B.L4-like. Gene Ontology annotation, molecular function: protein heterodimerization activity; structural constituent of chromatin; DNA binding. Gene Ontology annotation, cellular component: nucleosome. The record is from RefSeq and is a predicted model, not a curated record. Lineage: Eukaryota; Metazoa; Arthropoda; Insecta; Diptera; Culicidae. The transcript is spliced from 2 exons. The coding region runs from base 1 to 609 and encodes 202 amino acids.
AUGACGGGGGAUGAUUCUGGUCUUUUUGUUAUCGCGGGCAGCGUUUCCUGCCAGCUCCAGUACUUCGGCGGCAAGAUAUUCCAUUACAGCUGCCAAGUAGACGGGUGCUCCGGCACCGACACGUUCAGCAUAGUUUCCCUUCCUCAGCAGACGUCAGCGCAGUUCGCAUCGAGAGCGUUAACAGCAGCAGCACCACCACCACGUCGUUACUAUGGCACCGAAAGCCAGCGGAAAGGCUGUGAAAAAAUCCGGCGGCGGCGGUGGCAAGGCACAGAAGAACAUCGCCACAAAAGCAGGAGGAGAGAAAAGAAGAAGCGAAAGCAACGGCGCAAGGAAAGCUACGCUAUCUACAUCUACAAGGUGCUGAAGCAGGUCCAUCCGGACACCGGUGUCUCGUCGAAGGCGAUGAGCAUCAUGAAUAGCUUCGUGAACGACAUCUUCGAGCGUAUUGCUAACGAAGCAUCCCGUCUGGCCCAUUACAACCGACGGUCGACGAUCACCUCCCGCGAGGUACAGACCGCCGUUCGUUUGCUGUUACCGGGAGAGCUGGCCAAACAUGCCGUAUCGGAAGGUACCAAGGCCGUUACCAAGUAUACCAGCUCGAAGUAAACGUGUCGCC